AUGACUUGCGGGAGUCAGCUGAUGUAUCAAAUCUCCUCACAUCUCCGUUCUGCAUUUACCGGCACUAGCGAUCGUAUUCAUAUCUACGAUCCAGCUGUUACAAUGGAAAAUCACCGCCGUCCACACACUAGCUACGGUUUUCCGUCAGUUAUGAACGUGAUAUUCAUAACCCCGAAAUUAACGCUAUUUGUUCUACCUGCAGCUAUUCACGGAAGCGGUAAUGCUGAUCCCGCAGUGAUUGUUGUGAUUUUCGGGGCUAGCAGGAUGGACUUGGUGAAGAAAAUACAGAGGACGAGUUCCAGGAAGUCUUGCAGUACCAUACAGCAUCAGUUUAUCACUACCGGCGUUUCUGUAUCCAAGAACUUCCCUUUUCUUUUCCUUCCGUGCCUUUUCUUCACCUUCAUUGUCGAUGCUGUCGUGUCAUACAAGCAACCUACUUCGGUCCUGUUUUCGGAGGACGUAUGUUCUACUCUGUUCUCACUCGUAACUGUGUAUGAUGUGUAUACUUACCGGAUCGGAGGAUCUCAAAAGAUGUAG
Necator americanus (New World hookworm) is the source of this 537-nucleotide messenger RNA. RefSeq lists its product as uncharacterized. The coding region runs from base 1 to 537 and encodes 178 amino acids. The record is from RefSeq and is a predicted model, not a curated record. NCBI's taxonomy places the organism in Eukaryota, Metazoa, Nematoda, Chromadorea, Rhabditida, Ancylostomatidae. The transcript is spliced from 4 exons.